AAGUAAUCACUUCAUGCUACGGUACUAGUAAUUUGAGGGAAAAAAAAAAAAAGAAAAGACAAGAUUCAACAGCAAGAUUCUCUCCCGAGUCCACAACCCAUACCGCCAUUAAUGGAGAAACAGAUUGCCAUUAUUGGAGCUGGUCUUAGUGGCCUUCUCGCCUGCAAGUACGUCCUCUCCAAGGGUCUGCAACCCAUCGUCUUUGAGUCUCGAACCGACGUUGGAGGAGUCUGGAUCAAGACCAUACAGACGACGAAGCUCCAGACCCCAAAAUCUAUUUACCAAUUUUCAGAUUUUCCAUGGCCGAGUUCAGUGCCGGAAGAUUUUCCUGAUCACGAUAAAGUUCUUGACUACAUUAAAUCUUAUGCGGAGCAUUUUGACUUAAUCAAGCACAUCAAAUUCAAUUCAAGAGUUGUGGGAAUUGAAUAUGAAGGAGCUUCUGGCAGUGAAGAGAUCGAAAAAUGGAGUUUAUGGAGUGGCAAUGGUGAGCGAUUUGGCUCGGGAGGGAAAUGGAAGGUAGUGGUGGAGCACAACCAUGGCGUUGCUGAUGAGACAAAGAGAAAGUUAGGUGCAAAGAACGUCUCCAACGGUCAAGCAUUGGCAAAAAUAUUUCCAACUAGUUACAUUUACAAAGUGGAUUUUGUGAUUCUGUGUGUGGGGAGAUUUAGUGAUGUGCCGAAUAUUCCUGAAUACCCACCUGGAAAGGGACCAGAAACGUUUCAUGGAAAGGUGAUACACUCCAUAGACUACACUAAGAUGGAGUACGAAACUGCUGGUAAAUUUGUUGAAGGAAAGCGAGUUGCCAUUGUUGGCUUCCAGAAAUCUGCACUGGACAUCGCAAUGGAGGUCGCAGCAGUAAAUGGGAAGCAAAACCCAUGCACAGUGCUAUACAGAAGUGAACAAUGGGGCGUCCCUGAUUAUCUUCCAUGGGGUUUACCUUUAGCGUAUUUGUACUUAACCCGGUUCUCAGAGCUUUUGCUACACAAACCUGGUGAGGGCCUCUUGCUCAGUCUCUUGGCUUCAAUUCUUUCACCCGUGAGAUGGGCUUUUUCAAAAUUUGUUGAAACACAUAUUAAAAGGAAGCUUCGGUUGGAAAAGUUUGGAAUGGUGCCAGAACACAGUUUUUUUAAUCAAAUCAAUACAUGUUUAGUAUCAACAGUGCCUGAAAAUUUCUAUGAAAAAGUUGAAGAGGGAAGCAUCAUAUUAAAGAAAGCUCCAAGCUUUAGUUUCUGUAAAGAGGGAAUUAUGGUUGAUGGUGAAACCAAACCUAUUGAGACAGAUUUGGUCAUAUUUGCUACUGGGUUCAGUGGUGAUAAAAAGCUCAAGGACAUUUUUAUGUCAAAGACCUUUCAGGACUCCAUUUUAGGGUCCACUAAUGCAGCUGUUCCUCUCUACAGGGAAUGUAUACAUCCUCGAAUUCCGCAACUAGCAGUGAUUGGAUACUCAGAAAGUGUUUCAAACCUGUAUACCUCGGAAAUAAGAAGCAAAUGGCUGGCAGAGCUACUUGGUGGGACGUUCAAGUUACCCAGCAUUAAAGACAUGGAAGAAGAUGUUGCGAAAUGGGACAAACACUGGAAACGGUACUCCGGCAAAUACUACAGAAGAUCUUGCAUAGCUGCUAUUCAUAUUUGGUAUAACGAUCAACUGUGCAAGGAUAUGGGAUGGAAUCCAAAGAGGAAGAAAGGGUUCUUUGCUGAUUUGUUUGAGCCUUAUGGUCCCACGGACUACUUAGUGUCCUCUUAAUCUGACAAUCUACGAGAAUUUCUUUGGAUCAACUUUCCUUCUAUUCCUACCCAGUAGCUCGAAGACAACAAAUUAUGUUUUAAUGAAGAGAAUUGAAUCUACUAUCAAUAAAAUUGCUUAAGAAUAAACCCACCCACAACGGGUCUCCAUAUUUC
This is a messenger RNA of Carica papaya (papaya), 1898 nucleotides long. RefSeq names its product putative flavin-containing monooxygenase 1. The record is from RefSeq and is a predicted model, not a curated record. NCBI's taxonomy places the organism in Eukaryota, Viridiplantae, Streptophyta, Magnoliopsida, Brassicales, Caricaceae. Gene Ontology annotation, molecular function: flavin adenine dinucleotide binding; NADP binding; N,N-dimethylaniline monooxygenase activity.